Stylonychia lemnae is the source of this 3252-nucleotide messenger RNA. The record is from the annotation of a GenBank genome assembly. NCBI's taxonomy places the organism in Eukaryota, Ciliophora, Spirotrichea, Sporadotrichida, Oxytrichidae.
AUGAAAAAGUAAGGUUACUUUGAUCUUGAUUAUUAUUCAUAGCAAGAUAAUCUUGAUGAUCCAAUACCUAAGAAUGAAUGCUAAUUUAAGCUUAUAUUUGAGACUAAAUAAGAGGCAGGACAUUACUUUAAGCUGAAAUUCGAUUGGAUUAACAUUAAUGGAGACUCUAUUGAUUUUUAAAAGCAUGAUACUGGAUUUUUUAGAGAUUGGACAUUGAUUAAAAUAGAAGGUGAGGAACCAAAACCAGUAGAAUAAGAGGCUCCAUCCAAAGGAGCCCCUGCCGGUAAAAAGCCAGCUGCUCCUGCUAAGCCAGAUCCAAAGAAGGGUGGUGCUUUAGAAGAGAUAACUGACAACAGGCCUAGAUAAAUUACUUUUACCAAGGAUUUUGGGUAGGAGAUGGGUAACGGUAUUCGUAUUACGGAAGAAGUAGCCAAGAGAUUUGCAGAAUCCUAUAUGAAGAUUGAAGUUUACGAAGUAAAUCGUGAAACUUAAGAGGAAUCUCUGAAGGACACAGUAAAAAUUGAUCUUUCCUGUAUGCUUUUCCCGAAGACCAAAGUUGACUUUAAUUGGAUGUUUGAAAAGCUCAAACCUAUUCAAAUUCACUACUUGAGUGUCACCAUAUAGAGUGAUUAGCCUUUACUUUCUGAUUUUUUAAGGAAAAAACUUAAUCCCCUUCAAAUUCAUCUAGUUGCUUGCAAAGACAUUCCAUAUAAAACUGAACCUAAGUUUAAGCCAAUAUACUGUGUCUUCAAAUUUGUAGAUGGAAAGUCAUUCUCAACUUUGGAGUUUCCAUAGCAACCUUUUAUUAAAUUCAUGCACAAGCACGUAUUCCUCAUUGGCUCAUAAGAUCCAGUUUAACUGAAGGAAUUACUGGCUACCUAAAUCGUGAAAGUUGAAUUGCAUGACUGUGAUGAGUACGUUCCACCUGAGGAUGAGAAAGAUGCCAAGUUUUCCAUAGGUUGUGCCAAGUUUACCUUGAAGGAUUUUUUAAGAUCGAAUUGCAAGGAGCUUAAAUUAAGAUCUGAUGUUUAUCCAGUCAAAAGAGAAUAGCAAGAUAAUACUUAAAAUUUAGAUUUGAACACUACUGCAAGGAAAGGUGAAAGAGGAAUAGAAAAGGCAUCGCCCUAUCUAAUCAAUGCUACUUACUGUGUACUCACUGCUGAACUAUCCUAUCCAAUAGGAUCAUUUAAUGAGGAAAAUGAGUUAAAAUUGUUAAAACCCUCUCUUGGAGAAGAUUCAACUACUUAAGCCUAGGCAGAUUAAAGAGUGUCAAACUUAACAAAUAAACCAGGUGCUCAAACUACUUCAUAACUUAAUAAUGCUAAGUCUUAGGAGCAUUUGAUAUCAUAAGGUAGCAUGAGAUCUGCCCUUAUGACUCCUAAUAGAACUCAAGAAGCUUUCAAUGAGCAAGAUGCCAUCUAUGAAAGAGCUAUUAUCAUAAUUCCCUAUAAAGCAUAAGAUAUGGUUAAAUAAAUAGAGACCUCCUUUGAGAACAUUAAUAUGCUAGGUCUUGGUGUUGAUAAUGUCCGAUACAUAAACACAAAAGAAUUUUCAGAUGAAGAGAAGAAAAAUAGAAAAAUGGAUAUUAUAGGAGGUUUUGAGUUAAUGGAUGCAGAAUGUAGAAUUUAUGUCUUUGAGGGCCUUGGUGGUCUAGGCAGAGGCAUGAAUUAGUUUUAUAUUGAAAACUAACGUCAAAGGCCUAAUGAUAAGAAAUUUAAACUUUUGUAUAACCCUGAAGUGAGAUUCAAAAACAGACUUUACCUUGACUUCAAUGUUCAGAUAAAAAAAGUAAAACUAAGAGACACUCUUACAAAGAUUAUGGGAUCUCCUGAUGUAUAUCUUAGGUCAAAGGUGCCAGAAGAUAUCUAUGAUACUCUUUAGAAAUUCGCUGAAAUGAGGAAACUUGACAGAAUGACUCUAGUAAGAGACUUUAAUCUCUUCCCUGUUACUGAACGACUUUUGAAUUUAGAGAGAAAAUACGGAGAUUCAUUAUCGUAUGAAGAUCUUUAUGGAAGAGCAAAUAAGCCGAGAAGAAAAAAGGUUGGUGAUGAGACCAUGUCUGUUAACUUUGCUGACGAUACUAUGGCAUAAAAGAGUGUCACUGUAUUUUCACAGGCUACGGCUUCUUAAUUUGAUAAAAAGCCUUCAACUCAAGAAAACACUAAUUAAUAUACUUAAAGAAGAGAGAGAUACUCUCACAAAGGAUAAACCGAAGCCAAGAAUCAUGAUUUUGAAGAUUUGUUGAAAUCUAGAAAAGAAGCAGCACAGAGAGACUUAAAGCAAGAAUAGAUUGAUAAGCUAAAAAGUAUGAGUGUUGGAAGACCUCCCAAGGAAAGAAUGAACAUUCCUGAGGGUGUUGAGGUCUUUAUGUAUGGUAACUAAAAGCUAAAUAUAUGGGAAUUCCAAAAAGAGCAGCUGAGAAAGUAAAUAGCUGAUGAUAAGAAAAACUUCUAUACAUACUCUUCUGAUUUCCUAACUUUAGCAUUCCCUCUCAUUAAUGAAAACGAAAUUAAAAUGAAGGAAAAAGAGGAAAAUGAAUAAAAGUGGAAAACUAAGAAAGGCUUUGACAAUCUAAUAAAGAAAAAUAACUAUGCUGAGCAUCCUAAAAAACCACCAUAAUGUAUAAUUGAUGAUCUAUAGUUACCCUACGUUGAAUAGCUCAAGGAGAAAAUGGAAGCAAUGAAGGGCAGAUAGCCUUUUAUUCCAGACGAUGGAAAGUCCGAUUUUUAAAAGAACUUUAGAGUGCCCCCUACAUUUUCAGAUCGUGAAUUCUUUAAUACAGUGUUUAUCUCUGGUGAUGAUAUGGUUAAGGAGCAACAAAUGCUUUAAUAAAAAGAAUUAGAGACAUGGAAAAACAAACUUGUAGUAGAAAAUCCUCACUUCAAAGUUAAUACGAUAUAGCAUUUGAAACCAGGAUAAAUUGAGAAGCAUAGAAAUUUACUUGAAGAUCCUCCUAAAAAGGUUGGGUUUAGAUUGUCAAACACAAGACUCAGAGAUAUUACUACGAGAUCAAUCUUAGCCUCAAAACAUAUUGAGAACAUCCCUUCAACUAUAUUCGCUAAUGCUGCCUAUAUUGAUCCUAUGAAAAUUAUUCCAAAGAUGAAAGAAAAAGACCCAACUAUGAUGACUGGUGGAAGUAGAGAUUUCAACACUAAUAUCAAAAAUGAUAUACUAAGUGGUUCACCAAAAAGUAGGAAGGUAUUCAUUUAACCAGUGAGUAAAGAUGAAAAAACAGGACCUAAAUGGGAAUGA